Amphimedon queenslandica is the source of this 1533-nucleotide messenger RNA. RefSeq names its product formin-like protein 1. The transcript is spliced from 7 exons. The record is from RefSeq and is a predicted model, not a curated record. The coding region runs from base 130 to 1533 and encodes 467 amino acids. NCBI's taxonomy places the organism in Eukaryota, Metazoa, Porifera, Demospongiae, Haplosclerida, Niphatidae.
CUUCAAGAUGGCUUCCCUCUACUCAUAAACAACUUUUUAAAGUUUUAAAUUAAAAUAAGGACAUUUUCUGAGUCUCCCUUGUCCUCUAAUUGCUGUAGGCGUGUGCUUUAUAACUUCAAAUCUGUUACCAUGGCGUCACAAGUAUGCAGUUUAUGUGGAGAGACGGUGACUGGUAAUAUGCAGGUCCAUUUGAUGUCAAAAUGUCAGGGAGGAGACAGGAACAGUGAAGAUGAAGGUUCUUCUUCUCUUUCUCCCCCUCCCUCUCUCUCCUCUUCAAAAACUGUCAACGUCAGGUUUCUCUUCAAACCACUGACUAACCUCAGCUUCAAGACAGUGACACUAUUGAGCUCCUUCAGUAUUGAUCUAAUAUCCAAUGGGAUGACCUAUACUUCAGACUACACUCAAUUACCAGUCGGUGAUUAUGAUGGCCAGCUGAUCAUUGGGUCCAGUGUCUGCUAUGCAGUGAAGAAGUUUGUGAUUGAUACUAGCGGAGAGACGAUACCACUGGAACUGGACCUGAAACAAAUGGACACUGAUGAGAAAUCCAGUGGUUCUUAUACUACUGAGGGUAGUACUAUACCAGUGACAGACCAGACCAUAUCAAUGACUUUCAACCCCUCCUACACCACUGCUGUCUGUAACAAUCCUUUUUGUAAAGUCCACGGGAAAGCUCGAGGCUACACCAACGCAUACACGUACGAUAGCUAUGGCAACGGUGUCUAUGACGACGGUAGCUAUGGCGACGAGGUCUACGAAGGGGAGGGAGGUCAAAGAAAGGUUCUUCUAGUUUAUUAUAAAUAUGGAGAGGGAGAAGAAGGUUUGUAUCCUGCCACUACUGAUUAUCAAACAGCCACUCCCACUAGUUAUAAAUCUGCUCCUCCCACUAGUUAUAAGCCUCUUCCUGGAAAGCAAAGAGUAACGUCUAAUUCUCCUCCAACUUCGGAUGGCGAAACCACGCCCACUAAAUCCACUGCUGAAUCAGAGGAUGUGUCUCCUGUGAAAAGAAAACAAGAAAAACAUCAGAGGUCAGAAUCACCUCCUCCUUCACAUUCUCCUCCUCCUCCUCUCUCUCCUGCCACCACCCCUCCUCCUUCUCCUCCUCCUUCCUCUCCUCCCCCUCCCCUUCCCACGGCAUCAAAAACUCCGUCUUCAUCAAGAACUCAGCCUGCAUCAAGAACUCAGUCUUCAUUGAUUAAUAAUCCAAAACCUUCUCCUCCUCCUCCUCCUGUUAGUACUACUCCUCCAGUUCAUGAGGUAACUGGUUUGUCUGCUAAUAAAACCAGUUCAACCGGUUAUACUAGUUCUCCGCCCACUCAUUCUAACGAACCCACUACUGGUUUUCAUGUUGCCGAUAUCAAAAGUCCUGCCGAAGAUGUGUCUGCUCUCAAAGAAGAGAAUAAGAGACUGAAAGAGAAUAUGGAGAGGGCCAAAGCUUUAUGGGAGGGACAGAGAAGGAGAUUGGAACAAAGACUAGCUCAACUUGGAGGAGGAGGAGGAGCUAAAUCAACCAGUGUAAGUGAUGGGUGGGGCUAG